GCUGCAGCCGUCGGUUCCUCCCGCAGCAUCGCACUUAUACCACAUACCACGCCGCUUCCGCAGCCCGGCUUAUACGCGAUCCUCUAAUACGAACGGAGACCGGGUUAGUUCAGUAGGGAGGUACGGGUCCUCCAACCAGAAGAAGAGCCAGCACCGAGAGAGACCCUUGCCUUACUACACCACCGAGACCUACCGUCUUACGGGUCUACUAUUGGGGCUACCAGCUACCAGGAGUAGGUACCACCUCGGGUGGACUAUCGGUUGGCAGACCACGCAGCAUCAGUUCAGUUCAGUCCGCGCCGCGCACCCAAACGGUUCAGACCUGUCUUUCUGCACGGCUUAGCCGCAAGCUUCGUUUAUCCGAAACCGUAUCGAUCGUUCUACGCACACCCUUGUCGCACGAUACGACGCCGAUUCUACCGGGGAUACUCUACCGCCGUAUUCGUUUCGCCUGCACCUACGUACACACCUACCAGUUUCUGCAAAAGAUCGCGCGCGAGGCCCGCUCUUCGAGUCUCUCGAUAUAUAUACCGACGACCGUCUUCUCGUAUGUGAUCCACGUGAUUGCCUGCAUCCGGAGAACAGUGAUCCAGAGGUUACACUCAGAGGUUGUACCUGUAUCAUCCUGAUUUUUUUUCCAACACCGGUCUACGCAACGUCGGACUGCGGUUCUUUCGCUACACCGCUUAUAUAACCAGAUACGAAGGAACUUUGUUCGUAUCCAGAAUAUAACGCCGCAGAGAUCAAGAUCAACGUGAUAUCCUUUCCGUUGACGCUAUUCGCUUGUUCGCAGGUAAAAGAGGACGAAGGAGAAGUAUAAGAAGUAUAAGAAGCGAAGGAGAGAGAAGAAGGCCGAGGAAGAAGCUUCGUCCGGCCACGACGUCGUCACCGAGGCGAGGCGCAGUGAUCUCACUCGGUGCAGGGGCGACAGGAGGAGACAAGGACGACGCCGGGUCCAAAGAGGGAAGACCGAGAGCGGGGCAGUCCUCCUUCGCACACAGGCGUAAACCGGCACGCACCUACGCGCGCACACUUUGAGGUCAUCUCGAGGUGGGGAGGCGAUACUCGUUUGGCGAUAGAGAUAGAUAGAGUGGUAGCCACGAACCAGCCCGGCGGUGGGAAUUUAUAAGGAUGUUCGCGAUAAUGCCCAUGGAAACGGAGGGGCACGGCAGGGAAUUCGCGCGGCGACAGAAGAUGCGCGCCAAGUGCAGCGUCGAGUUCGUGUGCAAGUACUGCCAGCGUCGCUUCACCAAACCCUACAACCUAAUGAUACACGAACGCAGUCACAAGGACGACGUUACCUUCACCUGCGAGGUAUGCGGCAAGUCCUUCAAACGGCAGGACAACCUCAAGCAGCACAGGAGCAUUCACUCCGUCCCUCACAAGGGCUCCAACGGCUACUCAAAUGGCUAUUCGAAUGGCUACUCUAGGUAUUAGAAGCCACCGCCCUCCUUAGCGCGUUGCUGACGCGAACACCACACCUCAGUCACCAU
This is a messenger RNA of Diprion similis, 1493 nucleotides long. RefSeq names its product protein drumstick (gene drm). The transcript is spliced from 3 exons. Bases 1132 to 1437 code for a protein of 101 amino acids. The record is from RefSeq and is a predicted model, not a curated record. Lineage: Eukaryota; Metazoa; Arthropoda; Insecta; Hymenoptera; Diprionidae. Gene Ontology annotation, biological process: regulation of transcription by RNA polymerase II; embryonic hindgut morphogenesis; embryonic pattern specification. Gene Ontology annotation, cellular component: nucleus. Gene Ontology annotation, molecular function: DNA-binding transcription factor activity, RNA polymerase II-specific; RNA polymerase II transcription regulatory region sequence-specific DNA binding.